Aspergillus melleus is the source of this 336-nucleotide messenger RNA. RefSeq lists its product as uncharacterized. Bases 1 to 336 code for a protein of 111 amino acids. The transcript has a single exon. The record is from RefSeq and is a predicted model, not a curated record. NCBI's taxonomy places the organism in Eukaryota, Fungi, Ascomycota, Eurotiomycetes, Eurotiales, Aspergillaceae.
AUGUCCGAAGUGAACUAUACCUGUCCAGUCCCUUUCUUCAUGCGGAUGCUCAUCCUCACAACCGCGACCGUGGCAGCGAUCAUCUCCUGGCUUUUCUUAGGGUUCAACGCGGCCCCAACGCGGACUCUUUGCUUCAUUUUUUACACCCUCCAAAUCACUUGGUUUGUGAUUGAUCCUGAAUUUUGCUACAUUUGGUUCUCGCGAACGCAGCCGGAUGGGACCAAGGUGAAGGUGAAGCGCCCGGUCAUCGGGUUUAAGCGUUGCGAGACGGUCAGGGGGUUGGUGGACGAUGAGGAUGAUGGGUAUCGACAUGAGAGGGCUUUUUUGAGGAUAUGA